AUGUCAGCGACCUGCAAUAACUGCGGGGCAGCUGUGGAAAUCGACCCAACAACACCAACAUCAACAUCAAAAACUCCCAAAGCCCUCACACACGACGACCCUCUCAUUCCCUAUGUCAAAGCUCAGAUCGAUGACCUCACCGCCCAAAACGCCAACCUCGUCGCCGAGAACGACUCCCUCUCCUCAAAACUUGUCGAAUCCACCGAGGGGAGAAUGGAUCUUGACCAACAACUGACCAUCACCCAGAUGGAGCUACAAACGGCCCAGAGGGAGAUCAAGUCACUGCAAGCGAGUCAGAAGCAUUAUGAACAGUUGUUGGCGAUGAUCUCGUCGGGUCAAUUGAUUGAAAAGAAAGAUGUGCAGCCGGUUAUCGAGAAUUUGGCGUACGAGUCUCAGAGGCGGUCGCAAGUUGAGUCCUCCAAGUUGAAGUUGGAGAAUGAGCUGGAGGAUUUGAGUAAGAGUUUGUUUGAGGAGGCGAAUCGGAUGGUGAACGAGGAGCGGCGGGCGACUUAUAUGGCAGGCAAGAAGAUUGAGGCGCUCGAGAGGCAGUUGGAUGAGGUACUGGAUCUUUGCAAGUCUGAGAGGGAUCAGUUGGUGGAGUUGAAGGUCAGGAUGGAGAAGUUGUCCGAGGAGAAGGACACGGUCCAGCGGGAACGCGAUGCGUUUGAGUUUGCGCUUGUCCAGUUGCAGAACCAGCAGCAGCAGCAGCAAUAUCAUCAUGCUCAACUGCUCACCUCCCCGUCGGCGUCGUCGUCCCAUCACAUGUCAAACUCUGCCGCCUUCCGUCGUGGUGUGUCCUCGACUUCCAACUCUACCGUGGGCGGUACCAGUACAGGCGGGAACAACACCCCUCCAGGAUUGAACAUUGAGAUCUCGGGAGCACCAGGAGGAACCAGGAAGCACGUCCAACAGGUCCUGCAGUACGACGCCCGUCAGCAACGUAGUUCGGCUUCUAGUGUGAAAUCCAAGACGGACUCUUGCUAUUUCUCUGAUGGCGACCAUCCAGGAUCCAACCUCCCCAGCGACCCCAACGAGGACAAGGUUCCCAGUCUUGGGUUCCAUCUCUGGGACCCCUCCUUCAUCGAGUUCAAGACCUACAUGGAGUCUCUCUUUGGAGCCGCAGCUGGCUCUUCUACCAAAGCGGGAGCCGACAGCAAGACGCUUCAUACGCCUACCCCUUCGAUCGCAUCCUCUGGAAUCACGUCAAUGUACUCUUUCAACCUCAUGAUGAGCAAGGCAACAGCACCCGCCCCCGCCCCUGCAGCCAAUGCAGUCAUCCCCAUCAACACCUUGCUCUCUAACUGCAAGCUCCUCAAGAAGAUGUCUGCCGAGGACGUCGAUGCGACUUUGAGGUUCGAGCCUGGAAACUUGCUCUCGUGGACUCAGCGGAAGCGGCUCAUGGCCGCCGUCACCGACAAUACCCUCGUCGUCGAGGCCGUCCCCAUGAACCCCAACUACCACCAUCAUCACCACGGAUCCCCCUCUCCAGUCGCCGUCACCACGUCUGGUCACUUGCUCGCCCCAUCCAACGCCACCACACCUGCAAACUCUGUCCCUGGUAGUCCCACCACUGCCACACCCUCCUCGCGACCCAACUGUGCCCUUUGUGGACAUACCAUCACAACCCCCCUCUCAUACCAGUACCGCCUCACCGAUACCGCCAACGAAUCCAGAACCAUCUGCCCAUACUGCCGAACCCGUCUCACAUCCGUCUGUACAUUCUACAGUGUUCUCCGUAUGAUCUCCAAACGCAUCAUCUCCAGCACGACUACACCCGAGAAGUUGUACCUGGACUUUUUGAGGAUCCGCCUUGGCAUGUUUUUGGCGAGGUGUGGGGUUGGGAUUGUCACGGGCGAAGAGGUGAAGCCGAAGCAGCGGGAGAGUGGAUCGAUUAACGUUGCUGCGAUCAAUGCUGCAGCCGUUGGAGCAGCAACUGUAAGAAACCAGGUCCUGAUGUCUGCUGCCGCUGCCGUUGCCGCUGCACAUGGGGGCGCCCAUGCAGGUCUCCCACCCCGCGCACCCGACAACUCCAACUCCGCAGCCGCUGCGCUGCUGCCUACAAUCUCUGUUCCAGCCCCUGUUUCAGUGCAAACUCCGACUUCACCCAUCAUGACAGCAAACGUCAUCCCAGUCCAUACAGCCAUCCUCCUCCACCCUUCCAAGGACGUCCAUUCCCAGUCCCAGACCUCCCCGUCCUUGCGCGAGACUGCGGGCAUGAUCCAAGAGGAAAACGAUGAUGGUGGCGAGGAGAUGUACCUGACUGCCAGCCCCGUCCCCGAGAACGUCCAUAUGAUCCGGACUUGA
Linnemannia hyalina is the source of this 2304-nucleotide messenger RNA. The record is from the annotation of a GenBank genome assembly. NCBI's taxonomy places the organism in Eukaryota, Fungi, Mortierellomycota, Mortierellomycetes, Mortierellales, Mortierellaceae.